Phaeoacremonium minimum UCRPA7 is the source of this 627-nucleotide messenger RNA. Its product is annotated as putative rho-like small protein. Gene Ontology annotation, molecular function: GTPase activity; GTP binding. The record is from RefSeq and is a predicted model, not a curated record. The coding region runs from base 1 to 627 and encodes 208 amino acids. The transcript has 4 exons. Gene Ontology annotation, biological process: small GTPase-mediated signal transduction. NCBI's taxonomy places the organism in Eukaryota, Fungi, Ascomycota, Sordariomycetes, Togniniales, Togniniaceae.
AUGAACAGACAACAGCUGACCUGCAAAUCUACGUUACUGGACAGUGAGGACAUGGAGCCUCAGAAGAUCUCAAUUCUGCUGCUUGGAGACGAGAAAGUUGGAAAGUCGACAUUUUUAUCGCGGAUAAGUCAGGGUGGAGACAAGCUCCAGGGCACUGCGACUGUUGAGCUGCUCAGAGAUAUCAAUCAGCCCUUCAUAUUUGAGGUACGAUUGGGUAAGCGGGACUAUAGACUCGAGUUCUACGAUACGUCUUGCCCUGAGAGUUGGCGCCUGCUCCAGCCUGACCUCCUCGUGAUCUGCUACGACAUAAGCCAGCGGCUUAGUCUCAUCAACCUCCAGAGAGUGUGGAUCAAAGAAGCCCGUGCUGCGUUCGAGACGAGGGACGUGCUCCCGAUCGUGGUGCUUGGUCUGAAGAGAGACCUACGAUCAGAGGAUGACCCCAAUGGCAUUAUCUACCCGCAGGAGGGGAUCCGAGUGGCCCAGGAGAUGAGAGCCGACCAGUACAUGGAGUGCUCAGCCGUGACGGGCGAGUUGCUUCAGACAGCGUUCGAAGACAUGUGCAAGACGGCCAUGAGGACUGCGACAGCCGAGGGCGGCCAAAGCGAGGGAGGCUGCUCGGUGAUGUGA